AUGCAUGGGUUUAGAAGAGAAGGGAAACUAAAGGAAUCAUGUGAUGCCGUUGCCCAGAUGUUGCAGAAGGGCUUCUUUCCCACCACUGUGGAGAUUAACUUACUGAUACAUGCGUUAUGUAAGGAAGGAAAGCCGGCAGAGGCCAAAGACUUCAUGGAGCAGUGCCAAAGCAAAGGUUGUACCAUUAAUGUUAUCAACUUUACUACUGCAAUUCAUGGAUUUUCUCGGCAGGAGGAUUUGGAAUCAGCGUUGUCUUUGUUGGAUGACUUGUAUCUCAGCAACAGGCAUCCAGAUGUUGUAACUUAUACUGUUGUUGUCAAUGCUUUGGGAAAGAAAGGUCGGCUGAAAGAAGCGACGGAGCUUGUGAAGAAAAUGCUUAAUAGAGGAAUUGUCCCUACACUUGUUACAUACAGGACAGUGAUACAUAGAUACUGGAGAAGGGUAAAGUGGAAGAAUUACUCGAUCUACUGGAUAAGAUGUUAG
This is a messenger RNA of Triticum turgidum subsp. durum (durum wheat), 483 nucleotides long. The record is from the annotation of a GenBank genome assembly. NCBI's taxonomy places the organism in Eukaryota, Viridiplantae, Streptophyta, Magnoliopsida, Poales, Poaceae.